Messenger RNA from Cololabis saira (Pacific saury), 2554 nucleotides. RefSeq lists its product as uncharacterized. NCBI's taxonomy places the organism in Eukaryota, Metazoa, Chordata, Actinopteri, Beloniformes, Belonidae. The transcript has 15 exons. The record is from RefSeq and is a predicted model, not a curated record. The coding region runs from base 183 to 2399 and encodes 738 amino acids.
UUUGAGGAGCAUGGUAGGAACCCUGCCACACUAAAAAACUACAAAUUUUACGGCUUUGACUGCUUUACGGCACAAACGUCACUUCCCCCUCCUUCCUGAUUCGUAGUCGAGACGAAAAUGGGCGGGGCUUGGAGCGCAGAGCUGAGGAGAACUCGUGGUGAGAGAAACGUGGAGUUGUUAUCAUGGCUGAAGCAGCGAAAAAUCCGAAGAGAAUAAAAGUUUUAUCGCAGGAGGCGAAAAAAAGAAAGCGGGAGAGUAACAAACUAAAUGCCCGGACGAGAAUCAACAUUGGCCCGGCGUUCACGCGUUGGCGUGAGCUGAAAGACGAGGAAGGAUGUCCGACCGAUGGGGAUUUAGCCCUGUUAUUGUUGGACUACUAUCAAAAGAAGGAAGUCACUUCAACUCCCCACAAACAACACCCUCUACAGCCUAUAGUGUCCAGCAUAACAGAGGAGUCGGACCGUGAUAGGGGUGAAUUUCAAAUGGAAGGUGUGCAAAUGAUGGAAAAACGCGCUGAGGCAGAAGAGGUCUGUGUUUUAGAGGCCAGCAUUCAUUCUCUGAGUAUUGUGGAGGAAGAAGAGCACCAAGACUCUCCGGAUGAGGAUGCAGUCAAUGAUCCAAGGAACAGCUAUAUUGAAAUGGAUGAGAACUGGAAAGACCCAAGAUUCUGUGAGGAUGGGGACAGCUCGGACGAGGAAUAUGCUCCGUUUCUGCAACUACAUGUUGGUGGUGUAGCAUCAAAGGCUGCGAACAUCGAGCAGCUUCAACAAAUAAGUAUGGACGAGACUGUGCUAGAUGUUGCCAUCCCCGACCCCACAGACGAUGAAUUGACAGAUUUGCCAGACGAACUGAAAGUUGUACAUGAAGAUGAACUGAUUGAAAAGAAGGCCUGCAUCUCUUACCUUGACAACUUGAAGAUGCUGACCUCUUAUCUGCACUUACCUAUGAAAGCAUGCAACUACCCGGACAGAAUAACUGGUGUAAAAUGCCAAGGAAGACCACCAUUUCAAGUUGAAAUGAAUGCCCGGGGAACUGGAGUUGUUUUGGAAUGGCUAUGUCCUUUUGGACACAUCCUCUGGAGGUGGAAUUCACAGCCACUUUUGAAAUAUGGGAUGCAAGCAGGGGACUUCAUGCUCUCCACAAACAUUUUAUUAUCAGGAAACAACUACAGGAAAGUGGCUUUUCUGUUCAACUGCAUGCAGAUGGGGAUGGUAGCAGAGUCAACAUAUUUCAAAAUCCAGGAUAGCUACUGCAUUGAACCUGUUGACGAGUUCUGGCAGAACAUGAGAGCUGGUGUUCUGGCCCGUUUACGCGAGAAGGACAAGGUUGUUCUUCUUGGUGAUGGCAGGAUGGAUUCUCCAGGCCACUGUGCUCAGUAUUGCACAUACACAACCAUAGAGCAGGAAUCUAGAGACAUUGUGCACAUCGUCUCCCUGGAUAAGCGAGAAACGAACCGAAACUCUGUGAUCAUGGAGAAGGAGUGCUUCAUACGAACCAUGGAUGCACUUCUGCCGGUGAUACGCAUAACAGAAGUGGUCACUGAUGCCCACACACAAAUUUCUGCUUUGCUGAAUCCAGAACAUGGAAAAUACAAAGAAUGGGGACUACAACAUUCCCUAGAUAUUUGGCAUGCAGCGAAAAGUUUAGGGAAGAAGCUCAGACGGGCUGGUACGGUGAGGGAGCAGUCUGAACUGUUGCCUUGGAUCCGGGACAUCGUGAACCAUUUCUGGUAUUGUGCUAAGCAAGCAUCGUCUGUGGAGGACUUCAAGAUGAAGUGGCAUGCUGUCAUUCAUCAUGUUCGCAACCAGCACACAUGGGCAACUGGAGCCUGUGAGCAUGAACCACUGGAUGAUGACGCCCAGGAAAAACCUUGGAUAAAACAAGGUUCAGCAGCUCAUCAAGCCCUUGUAGCCGUCGUCUUGGACAAGAGAUGGUUGAAGGAUGUAAAGAAAUUCAUCACCUUCAGGACUACAUCAGAUCUGGAAAACUUCCAGAAUCACAUACUAAUGUAUGCAGGGAAGCGGUUCUCCUACACUCCAGCAGUGUAUCACACGCGGACUCUGCUCGCUGCAAUUGAUUAUAACUGUCACAAUGGCCGCCUCCCAGCACGAAACAAGGAUGGACACAAGAUUUACAGACGGUACUACAAUAAGAAGUCAAAAUCCUGGAGUGUUUACGCACUAAAGGAGAAGAAGGAUUACUUCUACAUUCCAGACCUGCAGAGAGCCAUUCUUAGGAGGAGGCUGCAAAGUGGAGGUGGCCUUCCCAGGAGACAGACACUUAGGCCAGAUGACCCCCGGCGCUUAGGGCUCCUGGCUCCAGUAUCGCCCCCCCCAACACUCGAGCUAGUUAGGACACAUGUGACACGUGGUGAGACUGUUCCCCAAAGUGAACACUGAGGAUCAUGUGUGUUUGUACAUGGACUAACAGUUGUUCAUUACUGCUACUGUGAUAGAUUACUUAUUGUUCAUAAUAAUGUAUGGGAUAACUGCUGUCACUAUGCAAAUAAGAAACUUCAAGAAUUGUUCUAUUUUCUGAAAGUGUGUAAAUAAAA